GAUCAGUUGUAAACUUCCCGCGGUGAGGAGAGGUGUGUUCGCGCACUCCUGUGCUGGAUUUGUGCUUCAUCGUAGCAAAGUGCUGUGAAAAGUGUCGUGAUCGCAAAAAACCGUCGGGAGAAUAUUACCAUGACGUGUUACCUGAACGAAGACGUGUCCUAAGUGAAACGUAUCCACUGUGCGAGUGAUUAUUACCUGUGGCUUGGAGACGCACGGCGCUUACCUGUCCCGCGGACAAAAUGGGGGAGGACUCGGGCAGCCGGCGGCUUCAGGAGCGGGAGAACCUGAGGCACAUCAUACAGCAGUGGAACGCCAAUAGACUCGACCUGUUUGAGAUCUCCGAGCCCAAUGAGGAUCUGGAGUUCCACGGGGUGAUGCGCUUCUAUUUCCAAGACUCCGGGCAGAAGGUGGCCACCAAGUGUAUCCGCGUCGGCAGCACAGCAACGGCGCGCUACGUGAUCGAGACCCUGGUGGAGAAGUUUAGGCCAGACAUGCGCAUGCUUUCCAUCCCCGAGUAUGCCUUGUACGAGAUCCACGAGAACGGAGAUGAGAGGCGGCUGGCUGAGGAUGAAAAGCCACUCUUGGUGCAGCUCAACUGGAAUAAGGAUGACCGCGAGGGCCGCUUCCUACUCCGCAGGAUGGAUCUCUACAAUUCCAUCGGCUCUUUGCACCAUAGCAACCACUCAAUGGUGCACACAUUGCCUCCACACCCAACCACACCAGUACCUUCCAAGGAACAGCCAUUCCAGCGUAAACUCUCCAAGCGGGAAAAGAAAGAACUCAAGAAACAGGAGAAGCUCAGGCGGGCCAAUGAGGCCAAUGAAAAUGACAGCUCAGUGGCGGAAAAACUGUACACAGAGCUCCCAGAGACUAGUUUCACACGCAGCAUCAGCAACCCUGAGGCGGUGAUGAGACGCAGGCGAGCACAGAAGCUAGAAAAGAAACUGCAGCAGUUCAGGAGUAAGGACGGAGGUCCGGACACCGGUGGCACUCUCAAGAUUUAUGGUGAAUCUCUACGACCAGAUGUGCCUUACAAGACUCUUCUGCUGUCUGUUCGAGACAAUGCUCUCACAGUGGUUAGGGAAAUGUUGGACAAGUAUGGGCUCCAUAGGGAGGAUCCUGUCAACUACUGUCUCAUGCAGACUGUGACAGGCAAUGAUGAUGGCUAUGGGAGAGCCAUGUCCCCACAGAAGGAGUACAUCCUGGAUGAUGAUGAGUGUCCUUUGGCUAUCCUCAUGAAUCAUCCACCAUCCAGAGGCUCCAUCAUGUUCCACGUGCGGCGCCGUCCGGCAGACCACGGGCCGCGCAAACGCAAGAAGAAGCCUGUGAAGGGCGCGGGUGGUGGUCAUGGCGGCGACCACGACCAUCACCGCCCGCGGGAUCCUCACUUUCUACCCGACAGGCUGCCCUUCCUCAUCGAACUGGGCCCAGACGGGUCGGAGCUGGGCGGCACGGGGCGGCAGCACCAGCUUCACCUCAACGUGACGGAGGUUGGCACAGACCGCAGCACACACACCGGGGGACAGUCCCUGCAGCUGUUCGGGCCCUCCAUCCAGCCACGCCACUGCGUCAUCGCCCACACAGAGGGCAUCGUUACCGUGACGCCCUGUUCCCGUGAUGCUGACACCUUCGUCAACGGUCAGCGCAUCUAUGAAACCACCAUCCUGCAGCAUGGGUGCAUUGUGAGGUUUGGCCGCAUCUACAACUUCCGCUUCUUGGACCCCCAGCAGGAUGACCGCAUGAGACAGCACCAUCUCAUAGACAGCUCUCGGACCAUGCGCCGGCUCCCCAUAGGCAACUAUGAACGGUAUCCCCCCCCAAGGGACCCCAUCCUCCCUGCUGUGCUGGAGUUCAGGGAGGAGAGUGAAGAUGGCUUCCUGCACUCCAUCACUACUGAUCUGGACCCUACAGACAUCCAGUUCAAGCUUGCACCAACCUAUACUCUUUACAUGGCAGCUAGGUUCAGGGCAUCAACACACUAUCGGCCAGACCUGAGCCCUACUGAACGUGCUCACCGACUCACAGAGAUGCUCACCAAGGUGGCAGCAAUGGUGCAGAAUGUGAUCCAUUCUCGGUACGGUGAUCCAACGUCCCUUGCCUUCUGGAUGGCCAAUGCCUCAGAGCUGUUGCACUUCCUGAAGCAAGAUAGGCACAUAUGUGGCUACUCCAGCGAUGCUCAAGACAUUCUGGCAGAGGCAGUACAGGUUGCUUUCAGGAGCUUGGUGGACUGUAUGCAGGCAGAACUCUCCACAUCACUGCCCAUGUUCCUGGAGGACCGGGAUGAUAUCAAUGAGGAGGAAGGAUCAACAGCUCAUGUGCUCUCCAUCCUCACCAACACCAUGGCUCUGCUGCGCCGGUGCAGAGUCAAUGCAGCGCUCACCAUCCAGCUCUUCUCACAACUUUUCCACUUCAUCAACAUGUGGGUCUUCAACCGCAUUGUGGUUGACUCUCAUCCCAACUACUGCACUCGGGUGUGGGGUGUGAGACUUAAACGCCGGCUUGCCCGCAUUGAGCUGUGGGCCGAGAAGCAGGGGCUAGAGCUGGCUGCAGACUGCCACUUGGCCAGACUCUCCCAGGCUGCUAUGUUACUUCACUCACAAAAGUCUGCCCCAGAUGAUAUUGCCACCAUUUCCUCCACUUGUUUCAAGCUCAACUCCCUACAGCUCCGAGCAUUGCUGGAGAAGUACCAGCCAACACCGGAUGAGCCAAAGAUUCCUCAGGACCUCAUAGACAAUGUGGUGGCUGUGGCUGAAAGUACUGCUGAUGGCCUGGCCAGGGAGGAUGGCCGUGAGGUUCGUCUGGAAGAGGAGACAGAUCUACAGCUUCCUUUCCUGCUCCCAGAGGACGGUUACUCCUGUGACAUUGUGCGGGGUGUUCCCUCGGGCCUGGCAGAGUUCCUCAACCCACUGCAGCAUGGUGGACUAUGCAACAUGAACCCUCAGCCCACCUCCUCUGGCUACUGGACCAUCUACAUGCAUGAACAGGAUUCUCGCCCUCCACCUGGGCCUCGCAGCCCCAGCGUGAUGAGCAAUCGGUCCAUGUCCAUCCCACGUGGCGAGCCUGAGAUUCACGUCAUUCAGCUGCACAAGUCUAACAAUGGCAUGGGGCUGUCCAUCGUGGCCACCAAGGGCGUGAACCAGGACAAGCUGGGCAUCUACAUCAAGAGUGUCGUGCCAGGCGGAGCAGCGGACCAGGACGGGCGACUACAGGCGGGCGACCAGCUGUUGUCCGUGGAUGGCAAGUCGCUGAUCGGCAUCACACAGGAGCGUGCAGCAGAGUACAUGAUGGAGACAGGCCCUGUGGUGACCCUGGAGGUGGCACGCCAGGGAGCCAUCUACCAUGGCCUGGCCACCAUCCUCUCACAGCCCUCACCACAUGCUAACCGAGCAUCACUGCGGAAGACGCAGCAGCGAGUGGAGGACGUCCCUCGCACUGCCAUGACUAACAGCCACUCGACACCUAACAUGGGCGGCUACAACGAGCGGCUGGUGGACUGGAACCAGCCCCCACGCCAGCACCCCAUUCCUCCCACCUCCUCCCACAGCUCCCUGAUGGCCAGGUCUAGCCCCAAUCUGGCAGCUCAACCAGAAGGUUACCCUGGCGGGCGGCACUUGAGUGAGCGAGACCUGCCAUCAAAAGUGCUGGAGCAUGGCCAGGACACCCCUGCACCCUCACACCUCCACCAGGGCCCUCGCAUUCAAGCCUCCAAGUCGGUUCCUUCUCUCAAUAGUGAAGUUAAUAGCCACAUGGGUGGUAAGCCAGCAUCCUUGGAGGUGUUCAACCCUGCCUAUUCUCGCACUUCCUCCAACACUUCCCUCUCACAACCCCCCAACUCCCACCAUCUCCACCAUCAACACCAACAGCAGCAACAGCAACAGCAGCAACAGCAGCAGCAACAACAGCAACAACAACAGCAGCAGCAGCAGCAGCAGCAGCAGCAGCAGCAGCAGCAGCUGCAGCCACAGCAGCAGCAGCAGCAGCAGCAUCAGCCACCAGUGCUCCCACAUCACCAUCAGUCUCACCAGCAGUAUCACCCACCACUCAGAUCCAGGUCAACACAAAACCUUAGUGAAGGGAACUACCAUGUUGGUGUGGGCCGUCAUCCAAGCAACCCCAGCCUGCUGGAACGUACCCCUGGCUCAGCAGCGGAGGAGGAGCGCUACUACCAAAACAUUACCUUCCACCAAGGGCCACAAGACCCUCGCAUGGGAUCUACCCGCACCCGUCCUGCUCAGUUGCUGCCCCUUGGUUCACCCACAGGGCAGGCAGAACCACCAGAGCAGGCACGUCCUGAGGCACGACCUGACCACCGCCCAGCUUCUGCCUUCCUCCAGCGUGAGGAAACCCUGACUCACAGGCAAGACCUCCAACGGCCAUCCUCCCAGCGUGACCUACGGGCUGAUGCCAAGAUGAUAGAAAUGACAGAGGAGGUGAGGCGAAGAGAGGAACGGGCACGCCACAAUGGUCACCCACCCUCUGCUGGCCCUGUCCACCCUGUCCGCUCCACUCCUCACCAGUCUGCUCAUCGGGCCCCAGCCAACUUCCCUCACCACAUGCCUCCUGGUCCGUAUUCUCCAGAGAACUAUCCAGGUGGGCCACAGGGCUUCCAUGGUCAGCAGCAGCAACACCCUAACUAUCCACCUCAGACACACCCCCUCAGCCCCAUGGGCGGACACCAGCAGCCACCUCACCAUGGCCACCCUCAAUAUAGUCCUCAUGGGCAAAGCUUGCCUGGCAAACUUCCUCCCCCAACAGCUCCAAAGCCUAAACCUCCUGGAGCCCCAGCUCCUGAUGCACCAGAAAAGCCCUUGCGUCAGUUUGGGUUUGAUGGAAAUGCUCCUGAUGGACCCCCAAGGCCACCUCCUCCUGAGGAUGGGUACAGGGACUCUCCUCCACCUCCACCACCUCCCACUUCCACUCAUCCUCUUUUGCAAGGUAGCCGGCCAGGCUCUAGUGUAGGGUUUGCUGGUCAGCUGUCCACAAAAUCAGCCUUUAACAAGACCAGUCCCUGGGAUAGGGAACAGAAAGAACUGCAUGAACAGAGGCGACGUGAGGCAGCACGGCACUGGCGAGAUGAACAGAUAAAUUCCCUGGAAGGUUUGGAGGUGCGCACGUCCCAGCAGGAUGAGCGGCUUCGCACCUUGCGCCUGGAGAGGGAGUUCCAGCGACGUGCAGAGGAGGCACUCACCAAUGAGGAGGAUGAUGAUGAUGAUGAAGAGGAGGAGCAUGAAGACAAACACGAGGAGGAUGAUGGUGAUAAUGUAAGGGGUGGGAGAGAGGGAGAGCCAGUGCCGGCCCACAGACGUGCUUCUGAGAGUGGCCGUGUGACAUCUGGUGGCACCUUGGAACCCCGCAUGAAUGGUGGUGGUCCACCUGAUGAGGAGCGUGCCCGCAAGGUGGAUGAAAUUCGCAGAAAACAGCAAGAGCUGGAGGCUACCAAGGAGGCUGAGGAGCGGCUCCUGAGGGAAGCACAGAGGCGACAGCAAGAGGAACAGAUGCGUCGGUUCCAGCAGCAGCAGCAGCAGCAACAGCAGGAACAGCUACAACAACAGCAGCAGCAAGGGCCAGUGCACCACUACCAACACCAGCACCAUGCCAGUCAGCGCCUAGACUCCCUGGUGGCAGCACCACACAUUCCUCAGUACAGCAAUGGCUUGCGGGGACAGCAUGGCUUUCCUGAUCAGACAGGCACUGGAGAAGGCAGCCAUCGCUAUGAUCCAAUGGCCAGUCGCCCACAACACAGUCCUGUACCACCAGAGAGAGGCUCUUCCUACUCAGUGAUGCAGCAGCAGCAGAGUAGCAUGACCCCUGCUCCUAACAAUCGCUUCAAAGGACCUGAUGGACCACCAGCCACUGUCAAACGUGUUCAGUUCUCAGAGACCACCAACACUGACACUCACAUUACCUAUGACAACAAUGCCAACCAGGAGAAGGUGCCUCGACAGGAUCCAAAUCACCUCAGACGAGUCCUCCCUAAGAACUUCAUCAAUGAAGCUGAAACCAUGUUGAAUUCAUCACCUACACGUAAUGUCAGUGGGAGCACCCCAGGUGUGAUUGGAGCACAAGAGGUGUACAGGGAUCCCCGCAUGAAGAGGCUACAACAGAAACAAGCUGAGCAGGCAGCUGCCAAGAAUCCAGGACCCGAGAAACUCACAUUUAAGGAGAAAAUGAAGAUGUUUGCUAUGGAGACUGGAGAGGCAGAGACACCCAAGGACAAGGUGAAAAUUAGCCGAGCACAGAGAGAAAUUGAGCAUUGAGGGCAAGACAGGAAGGGGGGAGCUUGAUGAAAAUGUUUUAGUUAAUUUGGUUGAUUUUGAAAAUGAGAUGUUACUCAGCCAAUUAUUUCUCAUACAUAUCAACAGCACAGGAAGGUUAUAAAUAUAUAUAUAUACAUAUAUAUAUAAUGUAUAUGCUUCCAGUAUAGUUAUACUUUACUAUAUUGUUUCCUGGCUCACUUCAAACCAAUAAUCGGUGUAUAUUUCAGUGCUUCACGUGAGCCAUUGGGUUCCUUUGGCAACACUGGCAGCUAAAUCAAGUGGACAAGACCUAGUGUGUUGCUGUAAAUGAAUGAGGAAGUAGCAUUUCAUACUCACAUAUCAGUAUGAGUACAAAAUGUACAGAAAAUGUAAUUUCGUGCUCCAGUGGCUGUAUUGGUACAGCUGGCAACACAUGAUAAAUCACCCCACAUAAUUAUUGCCCUCAGCCUACACGGACAAGUUGGUGUGUCACAAUAUAAAUAUAUAAUGAGAGUUAGCUUAGAUAACACCUUUAUAUCCAUAUGUUUGGCUAUCACCAUGUAUAUAGAGGAGGAGGGGGCAGGUAGCCAGGCACCACUGCAUACUCACAGAAAUGUAAACCAUGCUUCACUCUCAUCAUUUUAUUCCUGCUUAAAAAGAUUUUAUAAUGUAUUUUUACCAUUUAUGCCAGGAAAAUCUUUGGCCAAAUUGCUAUAAAUGUGUUAGUCUAGGAAUUGUACUGUGUAACUGAGCUAAUUAUGGUAGAGAUCAUCAUGAGUCUAAUGAAUGGGAACACUCAGCUCACCAUCCUAAGACAAAGAGUCAGGAAGUCACAUUAGAUUUUUUUAAAGUAUUGAUGAGAAGAGCAAUGCAGCAUUAUCACCCAAAUGUUACAUUUUUAUGGUCAGUUAAUUGUACUUUUGUUGUACUGAUUUGUUGAAAUGGAAGAGUAGAAAUAUAUAUGUACAUUUAUCAGCUAUUUUAUGAUUAUACUAUGAAGCCAAGUGGGGUUGGCUGGGUUAUGUGGAUAGUGGAUUAGUUGUGUCUGUGAUAAAGGAAGAUCCCAGCCUCUCCACUCAUUUUACACAGUAAAAUCUUAAACAGA
Messenger RNA from Scylla paramamosain (green mud crab), 7341 nucleotides. It is a transcript of the gene cno, whose product is annotated as afadin-like. The coding region runs from base 240 to 6257 and encodes 2005 amino acids. Gene Ontology annotation, molecular function: cell adhesion molecule binding. Lineage: Eukaryota; Metazoa; Arthropoda; Malacostraca; Decapoda; Portunidae. The transcript has 31 exons. Gene Ontology annotation, biological process: regulation of protein localization; signal transduction. The record is from RefSeq and is a predicted model, not a curated record. Gene Ontology annotation, cellular component: adherens junction.